This is a messenger RNA of Salvia hispanica, 964 nucleotides long. RefSeq names its product threonyl and alanyl tRNA synthetase second additional domain-containing protein. Gene Ontology annotation, molecular function: nucleic acid binding; ATP binding; alanine-tRNA ligase activity. The record is from RefSeq and is a predicted model, not a curated record. Gene Ontology annotation, biological process: alanyl-tRNA aminoacylation. NCBI's taxonomy places the organism in Eukaryota, Viridiplantae, Streptophyta, Magnoliopsida, Lamiales, Lamiaceae.
UUUUACAAUAAAUUUGUAACGCCAAAGUUGAAGAAAGCUUUAAACAGUUAACACAAGGGCGUGAGUUGCAGAGAUUUUGAGAAAUCCACAGCAAUGGCAGAAAAUCUAAUCCCAACAAAACUGGAUUACUUUGAAGACACGUCCAGGCUCCAAUCCACUUCCACUGUCCUCUCUUCCUUCCUGAGUGAUGAUGGGCGGCAGACUUUGGUGCUGGAUUCCACUAUUUUCCACCCACAAGGCGGCGGCCAGCCUUCAGACAAGGGUUACAUUUCCAGCACCCACCUCACCUUCCUUGUUGAGGAUGUCCGAUCAAAGGAUAAAAUCGUGUAUCACUAUGGCCGGUUCAAUUCCAAAGAUGGGAAUUUUGAGAAAGGUGCUCAAGUUUUCUUGAGUGUGGAUCAAGAAAGGCGUACACUUAAUUCCAGGCUACAUUCAGCUGGGCAUUUACUUGAUAUGUGUGUGAGAAACGUCGGAUGGGAGCAUUUGGAGCCUUCCAAAGGAUACCACUUCCCAGAUGGGCCGUAUGUGGAAUACAAAGGCACAGUUCCACAGAAUGAAUUACAAAGCAAGCAGAAUGAGCUACAAGCAGAAGCUAACAGUUUGAUCACAAAAGGAGGGAAAGUGUCCGUCUCCAUUUUACCCUACGAUGAAGCUUCUCAACUCUGCGGUGGAUCACUUCCCGAGUACAUACCCAAGGACAGCACACCCCGGAUUGUGCAGCUCGGGCAAACCCUAGGGUGCCCGUGCGGGGGCACACACGUAGGAGACAUCAGUGACAUCUCGAGCCUAACGGUUACUCAGAUUCGGACAAAAAAGGGAUUGACAAAAGUUUUUUACAAUGUUGGAUAGUGUAUGUGAGACGUGUGUAUGCAAAUGAAAUUCAAUCUCAAACAAAUGUAACACAACAAUUGAUGGUAUAAUCAAUUAAGCAUUAAUAAUCGAACAUCUUGGAUAUUUUCUUUUA